UGGGUGUAGAAGUAUUUUUGGUUGUUUGGAUUUCAACCGUUCAUUUUGUAUGUAUUAUAAGAUUUGUUAGUUAGUCAUUCAAACAUGGAUCACAAACUCAAUGAAUUAACUGAAAAUAUUAAGCAAAGAGGUCGUGAAGGCGCUUAUCCACUAUUCAAACAAACGGGUCCAGAAUAUGUGAUGCCUAAGUUUCCAAUUGAAAGAAAAGAAAUGGAGGAGCAUAUAUUAGAAUUUAAAUUAGCCAGAUCAGCUAGUACUAUGGAUGGUGAUUACAAAGUGAAUACUAGUGAAGACAACCGCGAGUCAGUUGCGCUGAAAGCUUUUGGUUUGGAUAAUUACAAUUCUACGAGCAAUGCGAUAAAUGGAUCAGCAGAAUCUGUGAGUAGUAAUAAACAGAAUCAUACUUGUGGAAUAUUGUUGGGUAAAAAUGAUAAGACGAAUGCAGAAGAAGAUUCAUGCGACUGUCUGUCUCAGCUACCUGAAGAAUUCGCUCAAGAACGUAGUGCUCAACCUAGUUUCUCUACUUCAAGCACUAAUGCACCAUCAUCUUUGGAAUUUACUAAUCGUAUCCAGUCAAGACUAGCUCAAGGUGGUGGUGGUGGUUUCCAAUAUCAAAAUGAUCAGCCUGGUGGAGGUGGUUCUAUUGUUCGACGGUUGCAUAGUGUACCGGCUACAGUUAAUGAUGGUCUAGCAAUGCAUUUAACACCUGGAUCUAGCAUGUAUGCUGAUGUAGCUCCUGUUAUACAAGAAGUUGAAGUAGCCGCUGAGGCACACUUGGAAUCAGCAGCUGUAGAAUUUCAACGUGUUCAAAUCUGUGGUGAUGAUACUCUUGGGGUACCCGUGGAUGAUCUGCAUUUCGCAUCAGAGGCUUUAAUCAAAGCCCUGCUGUUACGUCAUAAGUACAUUACAGCAUCGCAUCAAUCAUUUUAUCGCACCACAGCGCGUUAUUUAAGCAUAUUGGAUUCAGGUUCAGUGAAAUUAUUGGAUUAUGAAGAGAAACGUUACAAGACAAUACAUACUCCUGUAUUCGAUCAUCCCAUACAUCCACCUGAAAAAACCGGUGAUCCAUUCGAAAUCGACUAUUGGCCUGAACCGUUGAAUGUGAAACUUGAAUUCCACAAAGGGAUUAUGCAUGUUACACGUGUACGUGAAACGGUUAAUGGUAGCGGUGGUGGUGGUAGCGGUGUUUCGGGGAGUACUGACAAGGAGAACGGCGAAGUCCAUCAGACAAAUAAUGAUCACGGUGACGUUGAUGGUGAUGAUGAUGAUAACGAUAACGAUAACGAUUUACCAGUAUUCAAUGUGCCCUGUUUACAAACCUUUUUCUCAGAUUUUGAUACAAUACGUACAUUUGUAGCCGAUGGUCCAUUGAAAUCAUUCUGUUAUCGUCGACUCACCUAUUUAGCUUCCAAGUUUCAACUGCAUUCUCUACUGAAUGAAGCUCGUGAAUCACUUGAACAGAAACGUGUAUCACAUAGAGAUUUCUAUAAUAUUCGUAAGGUUGACACACACUUGCACGCCUCAUCAUGUAUGAAUCAAAAGCAUUUGCUGCGUUUUAUCAAGAAAACUAUACGUACUAAAGCAAAUGUACACGUGUGUGAAGAUCCAAAAACGAAAAAACCAAUCACAUUGAAUGAACUAAUAGACAAAAUUGGAAUUACUCUAUACGAUUUGAAUAUUGAUAACUUGGACGUUCAUGCUGAUCGUAAUACGUUUCAUCGAUUCGAUAAAUUCAAUGCCAAGUAUAAUCCGAUUGGUCAAAGUCAACUACGUGAAGUAUUCUUAAAAUCGGAUAAUUAUAUCAAAGGCGUAUUCUUUGCACAUGUUUUAAAGGAAGUUUUCUCAGAUCUAUCUGAAUCGAAGUAUCAAAAUGCUGAACCACGUCUAUCCAUCUAUGGUAGAUCGAUUAAUGAAUGGGAUAAUUUAGCUAAAUGGGCUAUUGAUUGUAAAGUGUAUUCAGAUAAUGUACGUUGGUUGAUACAAGUCCCACGAUUAUUCGAUGUUUAUCAUGCUAAAGGAUCAAUGAAAUACUUUCAAGACAUUAUUACAAAUGUUUUCCAGCCAUUAUUUGAAGUCACAGCCAAUCCUAAAUCACAUCCUGAGUUGCAUGCAUUUCUCCAGUAUGUAACUGGUUUCGAUUCUGUGGACGAUGAAUCCAAAUCGGAUAAGAUUGUCUUCAAUAUCUCUACGCCAACACCGGAUGAGUAUGAUUUAAAUGAGAAUCCACCUUAUUCUUAUUAUAUAUUCUACAUGUAUGCUAAUAUAGCUCAAUUGAAUCAAUUUAGAAGUCAUCGUGGAUUGAACACCUUCUCAUUCAGACCACAUUCUGGUGAAGCUGGAAAUAUCAACCACUUGGUUACAUGCUUUCUAUUGGCUGAAAGUAUUAAUCAUGGUCUAUUGUUACGUAAAGCUCCUGUCCUUCAAUACCUCUAUUAUCUUGCUCAAAUUGGAAUUGCAAUGUCACCGUUAAGCAAUAAUUCCUUAUUCUUGGAUUACCAUCGUAAUCCCCUGAAUGAUUAUUUGGCACGUGGCCUGUUCGUCAGUUUGAGUACCGACGAUCCAUUACAAUUUCAUUUUACAAAAGAACCCUUAAUUGAAGAGUACAGUAUAGCUGCACAAGUGUGGAAAUUCACUUCUACUGAUAUGUGUGAAUUAGCCCGUAACAGUGUGCUGAUGAGCGGUUUCUCUCCUUUGAUUAAAUCUCAUUGGCUUGGACCAAAUUACACGCAAGAAGGUGUUAUGGGAAAUGAUGUCACUCGAACUAAUCUGCCUAAUAUUCGUGUUGCGUAUAGAUUUGAAACAUUGACACAAGAGCUACGCCUACUGUUAAAUUCUGUGCUUGCCAAUCGUGCUAGUGGUUCCGUUUCACCGAAUACUGCAUCAAUACAUUCACCAAAGAAGAUUUAUGCAUCUCCAACACGUGGAGUUGGCACGACAGCAGCAGUAGCAGCAGGAGGCGGAGUAGGAAGUGGAAUUGGAGUUGGAGUUGUUGAUCACCAGUCAACAAAAUAAACUGUGUUCUUAUUUUUCCCCUCAAUCGAUACCAAGAAUAUCUCAUUUAUCGAAUUUCUCUCUUUCUCUCUCUCUCUCUCCCUCUCGCCUUCUUCUGAUUUAUGAAUCAAUCAAGCGAAUCUAUUUUAUCAGAAUUGUUUUAAAAAAAUGAAGCUGGUGUACACAUUUUUCUUUGUUAUACAAAAAAACUGCCCUAGAGAUUAAAUUAAAUCAAUAAAGAUGAAUGAUAGUUAUGAAUAAAUCGAUCAAUGAUUCAAUCAGGUAGCGAUGAUCCACACACACUCACUCACUGUCAUGAUUAUUAUUAUUAUUAUUCAUAUUCUUAGUAAUUUUAUGCUGCUUUACUGUGUCCUAUAUGUUCCUCUUUAUUCCUUCACUAUUAGUUAGUCUUCUGCUCACAAUACGUUCACAUAAUUGUAGAUAAACCCCGUUUUCGGGAAAUUUAAUUUGUGUAUCUCAGUCCUUAUCUCUCACAAACACACGGACACUGUCCUUUUCCAGUUUAUUGUAAUAAUUGUGGGGGGCUAAUUAACUUUGAGACAUUUGAUGGAUGUACUAGGCUAUUACAGAUGCCGAUGAAGAGGGCGGGGCUGUGGGGAUCAUUUCCCCUUUACAUCUGUUCUAUGUUUCUUCCACUUUUUCUCCAGAAUUUGAUUAUUUGUGUGUGUGUAUGUGUACUUGUGGGCGUGAGCAUGCAUGUUUGUGUGUAUGCUGUUACAAAGACUUAAACUCACUUGCUUCUAGGGGCGCGCAUGAUAUGCACAUUAUGCGUGUUUGUGUGUGUAAGGUGUGUGGUUUGAGAAAAUCUGUUUCUCUACGUAUGUAUGUAAGUAUGUAUGUAUACAUCAAUAUUUUUCUGAUUAUUAUCCUUCCGAUUCCAAAAAAUAAAUAAAUAAUCGAUCAUGUUUUAAACGGGAGUGUUUUCUGCGUUCUUUCAUGUUUUGAUCGAUAUAAUGUCAAUGAUAUUGUGUAUGUGGGGAG
Messenger RNA from Trichobilharzia szidati, 3993 nucleotides. The record is from the annotation of a GenBank genome assembly. NCBI's taxonomy places the organism in Eukaryota, Metazoa, Platyhelminthes, Trematoda, Strigeidida, Schistosomatidae.